Molecule: messenger RNA, 1102 nt
Organism: Mauremys mutica (yellowpond turtle)
Lineage: Eukaryota; Metazoa; Chordata; Testudines; Geoemydidae
Product: lymphocyte antigen 6 complex locus protein G6f-like
Exons: 7
Coding region: 1-936 (311 amino acids)
Source: RefSeq, a predicted model, not a curated record
AUGACCCCCGUCUGGAUCUUACUCCUUCUCCAGCUGCGACUCACCAGAGAGGAAGAUGUCUACAUCCAGAAGGGGCAGGACCGGCUGUUCCCUUGUGGCCUGGGCGAGCGUCCCUCGGGCACGGAAGAGGUGACGUGGUCCUACAAUAUCGGUGAUCCUGUGUCCUCGUCGGUGCUGUUAUUCCGGGUCGCGGCGGGUCAGGCCCUGAAGAAGGAGGCAGUGGCCAGGGAGCGGCUCUCCGUGUUCCCCAACCACUCCCUGUACCUGCGGGGGGCUGAGGACGGGGACACGGGGACCUACUGGUGUUCGGCGCCGGGAGCCAACGGCCACACCUACCGCCUGUAUGUUGUCACAGGGACCCAGACGGUGCUGACGACCGGCCAGACCAACAUGACCUGCCACCAGUUCUCCUGCGCGAUCUGGGACCGGCAGGCGCUGACGGAGCCGGAGGUGACAUGGUGGGUCGGCGAGCAGCGGGUGCAGAGCACCGGCGGGCAGCGGGCGCAGGACACCGGCGGGCAGGGCUGGCAGCUCGUCUUGUCGAGCUCGCGGGCGGCGCUGCUCCAGGCCUGCUGGAACAGGAGCGACCUGGGGGCCAGGAAGAAGAAAAGACGGGUCAAGUGUGAGCUGAACAGCUUGCAGGUCUCCUUCGACCUCCCUGGAGCAGUGAAGGACCCGCCCGCCCCCAACGUGGGGGGACCCGCCUGUAGCUCCGCCUGGAUCCCGCUGGCCGUGUGCGCGGCGCUGGAGUUCCUGCUCCUCCUCGCCUUGGGGGCGGCGCUGUGGCGGCGAGAGCGGCCGGCCCAGAGGUCACACCUGGGCGACCCUCCCGCGCACACCCAGCCAGAUCCUCCCGGACCCAAAUCCCUGGCGCAGCUUUAUGAGAACGUGGGGCUGGGAUACGCAGCAGGGGGCGCCGAUCCUGCCCAGCUGUGAUAGCCCCGUCGGCCCCUGUGGAGCGACCGCCGCCCCUCGAGGCCUGUGCCGGGGUCUGGGCGGGGCCAAGCCGCGUGUCAACACCCAGCGCCCCCCGCAGGGCGGGGUCGGAGGCUCCCCGCGCCACCAGGGGCUUUCCAAGGGGAAGAGGAACCCAGGCGUCCGG